Messenger RNA from Phalaenopsis equestris, 1684 nucleotides. RefSeq names its product protein ROOT PRIMORDIUM DEFECTIVE 1. Bases 407 to 1555 code for a protein of 382 amino acids. The transcript has 2 exons. The record is from RefSeq and is a predicted model, not a curated record. Gene Ontology annotation, molecular function: RNA binding. NCBI's taxonomy places the organism in Eukaryota, Viridiplantae, Streptophyta, Magnoliopsida, Asparagales, Orchidaceae.
CUGAAACCCUUCCUCCUCACUGCCGGAAACCUUCGCCUACUUCACUUCCCGCCAUCGAGCCCCAGCGAUACAGUCGCGAUUAGAGAAACUGGGAAGGCAACGACGGGAUCACGGCGUACACAGACCCGAAAUUCCCAUCUUUCUCCUCCUUCCUCUCCGCUACUAAACCGGAAGCUUGCCACUUCCAUCGAUCCAUCCGGCACAGCAUUCGAGUUCCUGAUUUAUUAACCAAGAGGGAAUUCUCUUAAAGUUCCUAUUGCGAGGCGCUGGUAAAAAUUUCAUCAUCAUGAGUAAGUUCUUGUUGGGAGACAAUUUGUGCAAAUACCCCUUAGCUAAGUGGCAGAAUCAUAAGCUGAAUACAAGAAUACAUUGCACAUAAAAUGUAAAUUUAGUGGGUGCAAUCGAAAUGCUAGGAUUGCUGAGAACUUCCUUAUCUUUUUUGAAUGGAAGUAUCUGUCUUCACCAAUUUAUUUUUCAUUUUCAAAAAAGAUGGAAGAAGCCAGUUGAUUCAGCACAAACACGCCUGGAAAACAGGACAAGAGAUCCUCAGCUUGACAAACUUCUGAAACAGAUCAAAAAGUUAAAGUUGAUUUUACGGUUGCAUGAAUUGAUGUCACGAAGGACAACUUCCCACACCUCUCUUCAACUUGUUUCUCGAUGGACUAAUAUUGUUGGGUUGAAUGUGGGAAUUGGAGUAUUCAUUCAAAAACACCCUCGUAUUUUUGAGGUUUAUACUCAUCCUGUUAAAAGGCAUCUUUGCUGUAGGAUUAGCCAAGAGAUGUUAAAUUUGAUUGAAGAGGAAGCUCUGGUCCUUAACCAAUCUGAAAUGGUUGCUGUGCAACGUUUAAAGAAGCUUCUUAUGAUGUCUAAGAAUGGCAGGCUGCACGCCCAUUCUUUAUGGCUUGUAAGAACAGAAUUUGGGUUACCUGAUGAUUUCAGAGCGUCAAUUAUCAGCAAAUAUCCUGAAGCUUUCAGAUUAGUUCAACCUGAUACUGUAGAGUUAGUUGAUAAAGAUGACAAUCUUACUACUGCUGAUAUCGAGAAAUGGAGGGAGAGCGAGUAUAAGGAAAAAUGGCUAAGUGAAUAUGAAACCAGGUAUGCUUUCCCAAUUCAAUUUCCAACGGGUUUUAAGAUUGAGAAGGGUGACAGAGAAAACCUUAAAACUUGGCAAAGACUGGCUUACCUUAAGCCUUAUGAUCAUAAUGAAGCCAAUUGUGGUGGGAUUGAGCGCUUUGAGAAACGUGCUGUCGGUAUUCUUCAUGAAUUCUUAAGCAUGACCGUGGAGAAGAUGGUUGAUAUUGAAAGAUUAGCUCACUUCAGAAAGGAUUUCAAUAUGACCGUUAAUCUUAGAGAGCUUCUUCUGAAACAUCCUGGGAUUUUUUACAUUUCAAAUAAAGGAAAUUCACUGACUGUUUUUCUAAGAGGAAAAUAUGCCAAAAAUUUUUUGUUGGAGCCUAAUCCCAUAUAUCUAGUUCGGCGAAAAAUGUUGGAUCUUGUUUUGUUGCAGUGCAGAUUUUCUAAGAGGGAACAGCCUUUGAAGGAGCUAAACUUAUGACUAGUUGAGCUGCAUUGAAUUUAUAUCUUUCUUAGGAUGUUCGGAAAAUUUUUAUUUCUAGAUUUUUAAUGAUGUGUGUAACUAAUUAAUUUGUUCUGGCUUUGAAGAAAAGUUUUAUUGAUUGCUGAU